Messenger RNA from Rosa chinensis, 300 nucleotides. Its product is annotated as 60S ribosomal protein L7a-2. The record is from RefSeq and is a predicted model, not a curated record. Lineage: Eukaryota; Viridiplantae; Streptophyta; Magnoliopsida; Rosales; Rosaceae. The coding region runs from base 4 to 240 and encodes 78 amino acids. The transcript is spliced from 2 exons.
AGCAUGUUCAAGAUGCUUCUGAAGUAUAGGCCUGAAGACAAAGCAGAGAAGAAGGAGCGUCUUUUGAAAAGGGCUCAGGCAGAGACUGAAGGAAAGACUGUUGAAGCCAAGAAGCCUAUUGUUGUGAAGUACGGUCUCAACCAUGUCACCUACCUCAUUGAGCAGAACAAGGCCCAGCUUGUGGUUAUUGCUCAUGAUGUCGAUCCAGUUGAGUUGGUUGUAUGGCUCCCUGCUUUUUGAUUGAAACUCUGAAGACCAUGACUGAAACUCUCAAGCAGACGGGUCGAAAAGCGAGAUUGA